Ahaetulla prasina is the source of this 5787-nucleotide messenger RNA. RefSeq lists its product as uncharacterized. NCBI's taxonomy places the organism in Eukaryota, Metazoa, Chordata, Lepidosauria, Squamata, Colubridae. The record is from RefSeq and is a predicted model, not a curated record. The transcript is spliced from 5 exons. The coding region runs from base 206 to 925 and encodes 239 amino acids.
CUUUAUUGUACAUCAAUGUCUUUCAUAGCUUGAUUUGUUUCUUUGACACAUUACAUACAUUUCUCCUGCUUGAGCAGGGGGAUGGACUAGAAGACCUCCAAGGAAGCGGAGAGCCGACUCGCCGGGGUCUCACCUGCAGCCACAGCCGAGAAGACUCACCUGGGUGCCUGGCGCCCUUAGGAGCCGCUGUUAUUAUAACCGCGCCAUGGGGUGCUCGAGCAGCGCUCAAACCAAAGUCAAGGAGUUCGGCCGACAAACUCCCAAAUCCCCGGAGGCCAACGGGUUGCCCCAGUGCGAUGACAGCUUGCCUAUCACAGAUAAAAAUGACACAGGAUCUGACCAGACUAAACUUGAACCCCUGGAGGAGAUGAAGCUUGGAUCUUCUUGGAAAAAAACAGAUGAGGAUCUCUGUAAAGAGGAGCCUGAUGCAUUGAUUCAGGAAAUAACAAAAUGUGACCUUUCUACCUGUCACAGAGUAGAUCCUGAGGGUACAGAACCUCAGCUAAUGGCACCAGAAGAAAAGUUUGACAGAAGUCAAUGCUUAUCUUUAGACUUUGUUGAAGCUGGUGGGCCUCAGGCUAUGGAAUCAACAGAGUUGGCUAGCAAUCCUCAAGUUGGCACAGAAGCUGCUCUUUCUUCAGUUUCAGAAUCUCUCCAGGAUAAGAAGCCUGAACCUACCGAGACCUCAGAAGUGGCUAUACUUGAGCCUUCAGCAGAGGAAAUCCGAUGUUUUGUAACAGAAAUUGUGACGGAACUGCUUAUGGAUGAAGAGGAACAGCUAACAGAGGUUACUGUACCAGGUGAAGCAGGAGAAAUGGUGGAAACUGAGACGCACCAUGAGAUAAUACCUGGGGCCUUGGAAACAAAGGAAGAAACCAGAGAAGCUACACUGGUCACGGAGAUAGAACAAGCUAAUGAAGAAUGACCCAGGGCUCCUGGCUGGACUUCAUGGCUAAACUUUAUGGCUUCUGGCUGGACCUUAUCCUUGAUUGCUCAGUUAAAAUUUAUAUUCCUGUUUGACAAAAAUCUAGUUUUUUAAAAAGCUUGUAUAAACUUAUCACAACUACUGAAUACUAAGUGAAAACCAUUUUAAGAAAUUUUAAUGGAAAAAUCAAGUUGCCAAGGCACCACUGAGGAACUGCAUUGUUAAACCAUCACACCUGCCAGAAAGUGCCUCCUGCUAUUGUUUCAAGGGAACUACAAAUUGCAGAACACUUUUACUUGCUUUAGGUAGAAAAUAAAUAUGAAGGAUAAUACAGCACAAAUAAUAUAAAUUGUAAAUGUGAUUAUAGAUACUUAGAUCUAAGAAUGUAUAUGGUCUAAACUAGGGUGAAAAUAACCAAAUUCCAGUGGAGUUUUUGCAGAUUAAUUGCAUUAAAUUUCUUAGGUGAAGUUUCUUGUAAACAUGUAAGAAUUGUAAUGGGGAUCGGAUGGAGUUAGGCUGAUUUAUAGCAUCGAUCUUAUUCCUUUAAUAUGGUAUAGGAAAGAAAAUACCAAUUUCAUUUCCUGAAACUAAUGAAAAUAGUGAUUGUGAUCCUCAAAAUACUUAGUUGAGCACUAGUAUGAAUUGUUGACAUUUAAAAAUUAGAGGAGAUAGCCUACUAAAAAAACAAUUAUAUUGCAAAUGUCAGGCUAAAAAUGAAAUGAUUGAUUACAGUAUUCUUUAAACUAUGCAACCAAUAAAGUGAGCAGAGCUGUGCUUCACUCAUUUUCAGAAACAUUUAUUUGCUGCUAUUUGUGUGAUAUGGCUGGUCUCAUGCCUUCUCAAACAUCUCUAAAAUGUAACCUUAAACUUUGAAAUAAAUAAUAUAUUUGUGGAAUAUGAUAACGUUGUCCAAAUAUGGGAGUCUAUUGGGUAAAUGUCUAUGGGUAUUGUAGAAAAUAUAUUAACUACAUACUUGGUACAACUCAGGAAAGCAGGAAGGUCUUGUAACUGAUAGAUUUUAGAACCAUGCAACUUAUGAAAUGGAAGGCAUUUUAUAGGAUAUCCAAUCCAGUUGCUGCUCAGUGCAGGAAUCCAAUGAAUUAUUGAUGGCCAUCCUCCACCCCCUUUGAAAACUUCCAGUUGGAAUCACCACUAACAACUCUGUUAGGAAAUGCUUCCUAAUAUUCAGUUUUAAUCUCAACCAGCUGGUCAUUAUCAUGCUGUGUGAAAAGAGAAAGGAUCUGGAUACAAUGCUUUUAUUAAUGUAACCAAGGUUGCAUUUUAUGUAACUGCCAUACCACUAUUUUCUCAUGUUCAGCUAGCAGGCCUUGCUAUUCCUAGAUGCAUCUCACUUACAUGACUUCCCACCGAAUCAAUUCUGUACAAUCCUGUACCUAUUCAUCUGAUCUUUUCUACCCAGAUGCAGGUCACUUGUCACAGUGAAUCAUUGGAUUUGGCCCAGCAUUUAAGUCUUUUGAAUAGUGACUUUGUCCAUAAUGUCAAUCUCCUUAAUUUUGUAUCAUUUGAUUCAUCUUGUGGGUCUUUAAAAAAAAGAGAUUGAAUAGCAGCAACCAAUAACAUCACUCUAUUUUCCUCCUGAAUAAUACUGAAAAAUUUAUGAGAUCCUUUGGGGCUUGCAAGUCAUUCAGCUAUAAAUCCAUCGGACUGCAAUACCAUAUUUAUUUACCUUAGCUGCACUUACUGUACAUGAGAGGACUUCACAGAUGCUUUGCAAUCAUGGUUCACACCAUCCAUAGCAUUCUCUUGGUAUAGCAGCUCGUCAUCAUCUCAGAAAAAAAUUAAUUAGCCUAACUUGAUUUGUUCUUUGCAAACACUGGUUCCAGGAACAAUAUUGCCUAAGUGCUUCCAAUACUGAAUGACAGGUUGCCGAAUGAAUGCCUGCCUUAAUACAGGCAUUAACUGAUUGGUAAUUUUCCUGAUCUUUCCUCUUUCCCUUACUGAGUUUAUAUUGGUUCUUCUCUAAUCUUCAGUAUCUUUCCCUUUCUCCUGAGGUCUUCAAAAAUACAGAUACAGAUUAAUAGAGUUGGAAGGGACCUACGAUGAAGCACCCACAACUUCUGAAGACAAACUGUUCCAUUGGUUGAUUGUUCUGUCAGAAAGUUUAUCAUUUCCAGGUCUCUCCUUGUUCAGUUUCCAUCCAUUAUUCCUUGUCUGGCCUUCAGGUGCUUUGGAAAAUAGCUUGACCCUCCUCCUCUCUGUGGCAGCACCUCAAAUAUUGGAACACUGCUAUCAUGUUUCCCCUGGUCCUUCUCUGCACUAGACUAAUCAGCUAUUCCAAAACCACUUUUGCCAACAACUACUACUCCCCGGGAUUUAAUUUAUCUGACUCUGUUGAUAAAUUCAUUUAAAUUUUGAGUUCAACCAUGCCUUGUGAGCUAUGCCUCCACCUUUCUAUCUUUUGGGGAAGAGUUCUCUCUCCUGAGAGUGAAUGGAAAAAUGUUCAAGAGUUUCACUUUCUCCUUAUUCCCCUGUAUACUAUUCAUGUAACAGGCUUAUAACCACAAUUUUUUUAUUAUAAACAUACCACACAAAAUUACUAUUGUAUUUUGCAUUUCUCACCAGACUUACUACAUUUUGAGUUUAGUAUUCCCAAGUCUGUUCCUACAAGCUCAUAUGUGCAAUGUUAGUAUUCCACCUUAGUUAUCGGCUCAUAUUUCUCAUAAAUCUUUUUUUUUUUUUUUUUGCUUUUUAGGUCAUGAUCCACACAGAUCUCCUAAAGCUUUCCAAUUUUUCCUUCCUAUGGAAUUUUUGUUUGUUUUUGUGCUUUCAGAAUCUUAUUUUUUUAGGUUCUCCUAUUCUCCAAAUUGUGAUGCAGCAUUUCAAAGUAAUAUCUUCCCAUUUUUCAUCUAAGUCCAAGAUAUGUGACUGACUUCUCACUUUUCCUCCCUAAUUAACUCUUUGAUAUGGUCGCUUUCUUUCAAAAUGCCUAAAAGCUCCAGUCAGUUGACCGAUUCCUUGUUGAUUGGGAUUAGGUCAGGAGAGCUGACUUUGUUUUGCCUACGUUCUGAAAAAUUAAACUGUCAGCAAGAGAAAUCAGUUUCCCCCCCCACUUCUAGCUUAGUUAGUUUUACAGCAAAUCUCAGAUUAUUUGAAGAAUUUUACAGGUAGUCCUCAAUUUACAACAGGUUAUUUAGCGACCGUUCAAAGUUACGUGGCACUGAAAAAAGUGACUUACGACUUUUUUCCACACUGAUAACCGUUGCAACAUCUCCAUAGUUGUGUGAUCAAAAUUCAGAUGCUUGGCAACUGACUCAUAUUUAUGACAGUCGCAGUGUCCCAGGGUCACGUGAUCACUUUUUGCAACCUUCAGACAAGCAAAGUCAAUGGGGAAGCCAGAUUCGCUUAACAACUGUGUUAAUAUUGUAACACCUCCAGUGAUUCACUUAACAACUGUGGCAAGAAAAGUUGUAAAAUGGGACAAAACUCAUUUAACCAAUGUCUCGCUUAACAACAGAAACAUUGGGCUUAAUUGUGGUUGUAAGUCAAGGAUUACCUGUAUUUAGGAAGAUAUUGUCCACAACCUCUGGGAGAUUAGUAGUACUCUUAGGCAGUGAUAUCACUUCUGUUUCUUAUGCUGUUCCAUCUAUAUACUUUGAACAGAAUUUCCAAUAUUUAGGAACAAGAAUUCCCCAGGUUUGCUCACAAACUCUGCAUCCCUUUAUGCCAGAUCUACAGUAGUUCUCAGUUAAUGACUGCCCUGUUUAACAACCAUUGAAACUUGCAUUGGAAUCGACAAUAUAGCUUUACAGCUGGUCCUCAAUCUUACAACCACUGCAGGAUCCCCAAUCAUGUGAUCACCAUUCAGCCAUUUGGCAAUUAGCAUGCAUUUAAGACAGUUGCAGCAGCCUGCAGUCACAUGAUCACCAUUUGAGUUUAAUACAGGGGUCUCCAACCUUAGUAACUUUAAGGCUUGUGGACUUCAACUCCCAGAGUUCCUCUGCCAGCUUUGCUCUGGGAGUUGAAGUCCACAAACCUUAAAGUUACGAAGGUUGGAGACCCCUGAUUUAAUAGAUAGCUUCUGACAAACAACCAGUUGGGAAGCUGGCAGUAAUUUGCAAAUCAAGAGUCACGUGCUAUUCCACUUGCCGGUAAUGACCGCAAAUUAUUUGCUUAACAACCACAACAGAACUGACAUAUGUCCAGUGCUGCCCCUUGAGGUUUCAUUUAAUUAGUUGUCGGUCCCAAUUGAAUACUACCUGUAUUUGUUUAUAUGACAGCCAGUGUGGUAUAGUGAUUAAAGACACCAGGCUGGAAACGGAGAGAAAGUGAAUUCUAAUCCUGCCUUAUGGUCAAAUUACCUGUAAGGACAGUAUUAGUUUUCUGACAUUUUGGCCUGCAUGUCCCAAGUGCAACCAAAGCCUAGUUCUCCCUAAUGCUAUUCUAUGCAAGCUGGAAUUUGUAAACCAUUUUGUAAACCAACAUGCUAUUGCUUGCAUAUCAAUAACUAUGAGGUAGAUGCAAUAAAAUCAUGGGAAAAGUUGCAUAAUAUCAAUCCCUAGUUUUAGUCAUAUGAAAGCUGGCAAACAUGUUUUCCUAGGUAGUAUCUUAAUAUUGCAAAAUUGAUAAUUAAAAAGAAAUAGGGUACCUAGCAUAAUACUAGUGCUCUAUUUAAAAUGCCCAUUUGUCUGAAAUUUGGUGUAAAAGGGUUUGUGACAAUAUCUAUAAGAUCAAUCAAUCAAUCAAUCAAUCAAUCAAUCAAUCCCACACAGAAUUAUAUCGAUUUGUUGUGGAGGAAAAAAACAUUUGAAUAUUUCUGAAUUGACAUUCUAAUUUGGACAGGCAGGCUGUUUUCCAUUGUACUGAAUUAAGAUCCAAACUGAAUCUUCUUAAUAGAGCACUAU